AUGGCUGCUGAGCUGGGUGCAAGUGCAGCUUUGGGUUUCCAGCUCCAAGUGCCACUACAGCAGCCCCCAAUGAAAAUGGAGGAGCAGAACCCAGUCAGCCCCAAGCCAGGGGAGAGAGCAGAAGGGGCAGAAAAAGCCCUUUGUGUCAUCCAGGCCGGUACCAUUGGGGGGCUACUGAAAUGGGCAGCACCACGAUGGGUCAAGCAGGAGCCACAGGAAGAGCCAGCCACCCUCCAUGGGGAUGACACUCACAUAGAGACGCGGCGUCAGCGCUUCAGGCAGUUCCACUACCAGGAAGCCAAGGGGCCCCAGGAGGCUUGCAGCCACCUUCAGGAGCUCUGCCAUGGCUGGCUGGAGCCGCAGAGCCGCACCAAGGAGCAGAUCCUGGAGCUACUGAUCCUGGAGCAGUUCCUGACCAUCCUGCCGGAGGAAAUGCAGAGCUUGGUCUGGGAACGUGGCCCUGAAACCUGUGCCCAGGCGGUGGCCCUGGCAGAGGGGUUCCAGCUGAGGCAGCCAGAGUUUGAGGGGCGAGGGCUACAGAACAGGCAAAGGAUGACUCACCAGUAA
Messenger RNA from Gopherus evgoodei (Goodes thornscrub tortoise), 567 nucleotides. Its product is annotated as zinc finger protein 202-like. The record is from RefSeq and is a predicted model, not a curated record. The transcript has 2 exons. Lineage: Eukaryota; Metazoa; Chordata; Testudines; Testudinidae. Bases 1 to 567 code for a protein of 188 amino acids.